This is a messenger RNA of Phaeodactylum tricornutum CCAP 1055/1, 1035 nucleotides long. RefSeq lists its product with no specific name. The transcript has a single exon. Gene Ontology annotation, cellular component: nucleolar ribonuclease P complex. The coding region runs from base 1 to 1035 and encodes 344 amino acids. The record is from RefSeq and is a predicted model, not a curated record. Gene Ontology annotation, biological process: tRNA processing. Gene Ontology annotation, molecular function: RNA binding. Lineage: Eukaryota; Bacillariophyta; Bacillariophyceae; Surirellales; Neidiaceae.
AUGGCGGGCCAGAAAAGAGCACGAUCGCAGAAACAAUCGCAGUCUUCUAAAAGUGCAAGAAAGAAAGUGCUCAACGCCAACGAUCCUAGGCCGGUUCUUGACUUGUGGGUACCGCUGCCGAAAGAUGCCGAUUCCCUACCGCAAACGGUAAUGGUUUGGAGACUUCUGGAUCGAUUGGAGUCGACUGGGUUUAGUCACGCUGCCUUGACCCAUACGGUUUACGGUCGCCCUACACCAAAUACGGAUGAUGCCGAGAGCGCGCUUCCCGAUUCUCUUUGGAAAGACCGACCAGUGACCAAAGGAAUCAAAAAAGCUAAUAUCAAGGUGUUGCGAAGGCUGCACGUAGUUGUUGAAAAUUUGGUCGAUCUGGGACGAUACAAUGGGCCCGCCAUCGAUGGAUACGAUCUUGUUUCUAUUUCACCGCGCAAUGACGCAGCUUUUUCCGCAGCGUGUUCAUCUGCAUUGGCUGCGCAGAUCAUCACUCUAGACUACACAGCUGGUCGAGGCGGUAAUCAGCUUCCUUUCAAAAUUGGAGCGGUGGAUGUCAGGGCGGCCAUUGAGCGCAAAGCUGUGUUUGAAAUUCCGUACGCACCAGCAAUUCUGAAUCGCAACCAAAGAAAGGCCAUUAUUCAGACUUGCCGAGAGCUACAAGUCGCCAGUUUGGGAGUCACCCCACAAGUUCUAGUGUCAUCAGGACCGCGAACCGAACGGAAUUUCGAUGCGGGUCCCAUGGCUCUACGAAUGCCCAGUGAUGUAGUGAAUUUGUUGCGCACAGUCAUGCAUUUUGAUGAGCAAGUUUCAUCCCAGGCGCUGACGAUGGGCCCAAAUUUUGCUUUGGAGCAAUCGAAGCGGUAUCGAUUCGGAAAGUCUUUGAUCACGGACAUACACACUGAAGCCUCAUAUACUGAUGAAGAUGAAAAACACCUUGAAAUAUUGGAUCAAGGGAACAGAAAAACGAAAGGAACGAGUAGCAAAAUUGCUGAGCCCGACGGGGAUGGAGACGUGGUCAUUGAGGACGGAUUUAUUGCAUUGUAA